Pseudo-nitzschia multistriata is the source of this 2025-nucleotide messenger RNA. The record is from the annotation of a GenBank genome assembly. NCBI's taxonomy places the organism in Eukaryota, Bacillariophyta, Bacillariophyceae, Bacillariales, Bacillariaceae.
AGAAAUCAUUAUCAACUCUGGGGAUUUUUUUCGUACCAAAACUCGUACGGUACGUACCUCGUACAACUUUGAACAACUAAUAAAAACAGUCGAUACAUCGAACAUAAACAAAAAUAGCAUUGGGAACAAACCGUACUUGCUAGUGUUCCCGAGCAAGAGUAGAGAAUCACAUCCAGCCCGCAAUCGGCUUGUCUCUAGGGCGAAGCAACGUUAAAGAACCAACGCAGAAUCAAUUAAUCAUGGGCAAAAAUAAAAGCCGUCGGAGCAAUCGAGACGACACCAGCAGAAGCGAUGCAUCGGUGACAUCUUCGGUUGGCGGAGAUGAUCAUCGGGGGAAAAAUACCAAAUCAAAACGCAGUAUAAGGAUAAAUUUUUUCUUCCACUGGCUUCGUGAAAAACGGCAAGGAAUUCUUUGGAUUUUGGGUUGCAUACUGGUGGGAGGAUUGUUUGGCUUUGGAUUCGGCACCGGUUGGUUCUUGGGAGAAUAUGGCAAGAAUCCUAGUGGAUGGAGAAUAGUUUUGGGGGGAAAGAUUCGAUCCAAUUCUAUUUACAAACGCACUAUCGCACGCCUCCCAACUAUUGGCAUUUCGGAGAACGAAACGAUUAGGUCUGUCGUGGGCGUCACGGGCAGCAUCCUAGGAAUAAUCCCUAUUUUUUCUGCAACCCACGACAAGUCUAGAAAUCUCGACCCAUUUUCUUUCGGUGCUCCUCCGGUAGUGGUUCGAAGGGUCUCUUCUAAUGAAUUGAAAAGCAACCCAUCGCAUCCCUAUGUGUACACGGUAUUGCGGGAAGCCAUCGCCCGAGAAAAGGGCGGAUACGUGCAUCCGGAUCUAGGGAUCAUGGAGCCAGCACCGUGCGGUGCCGCGCGGGGAAUCGGCAUGGUCCGGAACCUCUACCACAGGUGCCAAACGAAAUGCCUUCCUGGGAUCGCCGAAGAAAAAUUAGAAGCGAAACGAAAGCUGCUGCAGGAAGAAUCAGAACAGUCUACAGAGGAAGGAGAGGAAAGCGAGCGCCAUUACAGGCAGGAAGAAGUAUUGAUUCGGGUACCCCUUUCCUACCAAAUGACUCGAAAAGUAGCUCUAGAUACGCUCAUUCCCCGUAUCACAUCCGAGCCAAUACAUAAGACACUGCACGAAUUGGACGAUGCUACUUUGUUGACAUUAUUGUUGGCACACGAACGAGGUGUCGGUCAGUUUUCUCGAUGGUUGCCCUAUAUCGCCAGCCUUCCACAGGAACCCAGCUGUGGCUAUUCCCAAGGUCACCGGCCCCACCAAUUGGAUUCGAUAAAUGCGCUCCGCGACAACCUCGGCUUAGAGGUCGAUGGGUGGCCCGGUGAAUUGCUACGGGCGUCCGAAUACUCAGAACGGAUUGUUGCUCAACUGGCAAACGACUAUGGGAUAUUUGUAAAACACCCGAAGGACAAAUCGCCGAAGGCCAACCUCAGGUGGGCACUCUGCCAGGUUGCCAGCCGUGCCAUCGGAGGUUCCCAAAAAUACGGAGCCCUGCGCAUGGUGCCCCUCAUGGAUAUGCUGAAUCACGAUUUCCACGCCGGUGGCUUUGUAGAACUCACAGGAAAAGAGCGUCUCGAAAACGGAGACUUUAUCGACGCCACCAACCAAGAAACCGACGCGGGUGCAUUUGUGAUUCGGAGCCUGCGUCACGGCCGCCGAAAGGCACUGCGGGUGGGCCAAGAAUUGAUGGUCAAUUACAAUGUACCCCACUAUUCGGCGUUGGACUGGAUGGUGUCUUCCGGCUUCGUUCCACCGGAACGGUACCAGAACUGGCAGAAGCUCGAUGCCCCCCUCCCCAGGAUUCGGCGAGAUGGACCGUUUGCAGGCAUCCACGACAAAGGGAAAGAAAAAAAACGACGGCAAGAGUCGACUUUCUUUGCCGGAUUUACCAGUAACAAAGCAUAGAAUAAGUUUCCAGAUACUAGAACGACCAUCCCAUAAGUCAUUUCAUUCUAUUCUAUUGUCAGCAGUUAAAAACAUGAGAAUGUGUGAAAAAUAAGCUGUGGACACACAA